CUUGGCGGGUAAAAGCUCUGGUAUCUCCACAUUCAACAACUCGACCAUCACACCUACAAAACAAACGGACAGCAGCUAUGCAUCAGAGAACAUCUCUUAUAUGGAGUAAUUAUUAUCACUGUGCUAAACUCACUCGAUGCGACAUAUCUUAUUCAUUAGUUUACUUUUAGCAGAGCACCGGGUAUGACGCUCCCUAACGUUUGGCACCAUCGCAAGGUGGCCGAAACAGCAGCACAAUCAUGCGAUAUAUGCUAUAAACCAUCCUCUAGCGUAUUGGUUACUCCGGAUAAACAGGAUUACUUCUACGUCUGCCCUAUCCAUUUGAAGGACCGUGGGUUUUGUUCGCCCAUUAUAGACGAGGAGGAGGUUGCAGCGAAGAAGAGGAAAGAGGAAAUGGACAAGGAGAUUGAGAAAGUGAAGCAAGAGUACGAGGAAAAAAUGAAACGGAAGAAGCCAAAGAGUAAGGACAAGAAGGAUGGCGGUGAUAAGAAGGACAAGAAGAAGGACGAAGCGGAUGGAGAAGAUGAGAAGGCGGAAAAGGAGAAGGAUGAGAAGAUUAAAUCUAUCCAGAAUAGCGGAACAGAGACACGCACAGACGAUGGACCCCGCAUUUUCUCUCUCCACAAGAAUUUCUACCGGAUGCGUAUUGACCGUAUGCGCAACAUGGAGAUCGCGAGACGUAAUCGUGAACGUCUGAAGAAUCCCUCCUUGUUCCCUUCAGCCCCGAAAACGGAUUUAUGAAAUAAUUAGCCAGCACGUGCUCUGCAGUAACCGGAUCCGCGGUUUCAUCCCCUCCAUUGAAGCGCGAAACAGGUGAAGCCACGUUCACGACAGUGCAGAAUACGAGCAAACGCGCAGCUUUGUUUACGAACUACUCCGUAGUUAUGCAUUGAAAAGACCCUUUCCUAUUUCGUCAGCUAAAAUCCCCCCUACCGGGUUCUGUCAGCCCUUUUUUGUAUUUAGUAGUUUCAAGCGACUGGCGUUCGCCUGUCGGCGCUAAAAGAGCAGUGGUAAAAAAGGAAGCUACUGUGACAUGGGCGUGGACAGGGCCUAGCUACGGUAACAACGUCAAGGCACUUCACCCGGACACUGAACGGAAUCAGUUCAAUUCUUCAGGAGAGUCGAGCAAACGUCAUACCAAGGGGCUAGCUUCACUCUCCGGCUAGGAAAACUAUUUCGAAGGUCAAUCAUUAUUGGAUGAACAUGGGGCUGGAAGGAUCCUUACCCGUUCUUGGAUGCUGAGUAACUGCAUCUACACUACUGGGAUGAUCGAUUGCUCUUGGAAGGGAUUACCCAGCUCUUUGUCAUGGUUCAGUUGGCACUGGGGUAAGCCCUAAAUGGCAGCUCGGCUCCCUCAAUCGAGUGAUUUUCUUUGCAAGGGGCGGGGAUGAUUGGAACAAGGAUGAGGUCGAUCGUGGUACAUGGAGCUAGAAAGGAUAUGUAUCUCAUUAACCGUCACAGCGUACCAAAUACCUUACCGUAAUCUCAUCAGCCUCCCUGCUGUUACGAUGGAUAAAUGACAGCUAGUCCCUCGGUAACGAACGCAAACUCUCGAGGGCAAAGGAUGAAAGCCACCAGGUCGUCAAAGCCAAGCGAGACGUUCUUAUUUACGGAUUCAGGCCCUCAGAACUUCCCAGCUGGAUCAUGAUAAGUUAAGACAUAGGGCUUUGCCCACGUGCGCAGUACAUAUUUACAUGCGCAACCUGCCCACAGCAUAACCGGAACGUAUAACAAUGUGCCCUUGGAGAGCAAGCUCUAAUCGAAAACGGUGCCCUCAUCAUAUCCAAUUUCUGCUUUAGGAUAAAUGACUAUUCGAAAAGCUGGUCGCUUCCGGACGCUUACCGCUUACUUCAUUCCAUUCCGCGCGACAUGACUUCAAUUACACCCUCAAGGAAGCGGCGCUAAAUGGUACCUUUAUCGGAUACGCGCACGCAUCGUCCUAGGCAACGCUGACCCCACACACGUUUGUAAAGUAGUUGAACGAUUCGCCCCACGGUUUCAUGAUCCUGAACACCGUAAACGAACGCGGAGCCGAAUUACCACGCUGAUUCGUUGCAGUUUGGUAGGGCAAGCGUUAAGCAUGAUAUCCCAGGCUGGUCUCAGUUAGCGGCGGCUAUUCUUUGCUCCUUUUCACACCCAGGUUGCAUUGCAGCAGUUGGUAGAUCUCUCGGGUGGGGUUUGUUGAGAACGCCCUAUUACAUGAUAUAUUACCCUCGUUACAUCUAGGAUAUUGGAGCCCUGGUUAGUUUUGACGCUGGUGGUGAUAAACGUUUGGUAUGGAAGAUAUUUUGAAAUACUUAUACUUUACAUGACAUGCUUAACAUGCUACCCGGCGUAUUAUUAUGACCUGGAUCUGACGUAUUGUACCCCUUUUUCCAGCCUUACUAGUUACCUAUUUUCUGACAGUACGAGUUCCCGUUGUUCUGGGCUUCCUCCGUGUUCAGCUCGGCUACAUAAAGCACUUCCAAGGCACUCCAGGGCCAGACACAACGCUUUUCUUUCUAUUUACCAAUCCGCCAGCACCGUAAGUUAGAUCUCAGAAAAGCGUGAGAGAGCCAUUAUUUGUUUGGUCUUCGCGUCAAAGCAAGGCCCGGCCCGCCCGGGUUAUGCGAUUUACUUCUGUGGCAUUUGUCCGAAUCGCCGUGGCGGGAGUUCGCCCGAGUAAAUCCGUAGUUUCGUCAGUGUGACAUGAUGGCCUUGUUUUGUUGCUUUUCAGGCCCGCCAGUCUAGUCUGCUGUAACUUCGUUCCGUUCGGCUUUCUCACAAAAGGAAAAAAAAAAAAAAAAAAAAAAAAAAAAAAAAAAAAAACCAGGCAUAAUCUCACCCGCAUUAUAUCAAUAUUCCCGAGCCUGGUUGCGGACGGUGGAACGUUGAAUCCUCUGAAAAUUGCAAGGAUGUUAAUUCAGACAAUAAUCACUCGGUAGAGAGUUUACGAUUUUUACUCCGCUUGUACGGCUAUUGUUUACCAUGUCACGACCUAUGAUAUGUCUCUGUUCCUUCUCCUUUGCUCUCCGUUUCGUUCCUGGUUUUCCUUUCCUACGUGUUUGACCAAGCUUAUUUCUUAGAAGCCCUGCCGGAGUAUUCUACAAAACGGGAUCGGAGACGAGGAAAGAGGACAGUCCACGGAGGAGCCGAAAAUAAGCAGCAAAGUCGACAGGAGAAACAAAAGUGGAUGAUAUAAAAUUGAAAAUAUAGAUUAAUGUUGUGUGCGUGAACUCUAAGUAAAACGGCUGUCUAAUUGGACGUACGUGGCUCCCUUUAGAAGGCUGACGCUGAACAACUGCUUCGGUGAUGAUGCAUUCAAAUCGUGUGCAGCAGAUGUAAAAAAGGUAACCAGCAGCAAAGGACGUAAUUUUUCGAAGUAAUUGAUCGAUUUGUAAUGGCAAGUCGCGUGCACAAGCAGAAGAAACGAGUGCUAGCCGGAAGAUUCAACGCUCGAGCUCUUAAGAAACGCGUUGUCCUUUGGAGCCUGAGGCGCCGCAAAGUCAGUCAAUUCUCUAAGUUUCCUUUCUUCUUCUUGAGAUCAAGGACAGCUUGAACGGCCCUUGGGACGACCUGCUGAUCAUCCUCGCGCGCCAGCUUUGCCGCGGCCUCGUGAAGAGGCAACCAGUGAAGCUCAAAAUCCUCCCAUGCCUCCUGUGUGCCCACGACUGGCAGCUCCGUGGAAUCAGCCGAAGCCAGGUACCAGAAAAUAAUCCGGUGUGGACCACUACCCCUGCGUUGCUGGACGGCUAGUGGCUCUUUAUGGGCGUGUGAGACGUUGUAAUCUGGUGCAAGGGUCACAAGGUUGUGGGGUAAGAUACGGCAUUUGUGGCCGGAUUCUUCGAACGUCUCGCGGAUCGCAGCGUCUUCGAGACUUUCGCCGACAUUUUUGCGGCCCUUGGGGAGAUGGUAUUGCCGCCUUUUGCGACAGUAAAGGAGGAGCACCAGGUCCUUCGCGAGGUCGAUGGAGACUGUUCCACAGCCGAUGACGAACUCUUCAGAGAAAUGUAGGGAGGUGAAUUCGUCCGGCAUAUCCUUAUUCUGCUUCCCUGUCGGGCGGAAGGAGUGUUGUUGGAAAAUGGAAUUCUCUUUUACAGGAUAAGAUGCAGUAGCUGGUCCCAAGGCUAGACGCAUCCCUGUUGUUUUUGGGAUGUGAGAUGUAAGAUGAUCCGUUGCACAACAUGCCUUAGCAAGAAAUGAGGGUUUUGUGUUUUGCUUCACAAGUAGAACCAUGGGCUAUGACAGCAUCAAGCACUUCCCCUCCGUGGCAUCCUGCUACCUGAUGAUGGCGGCCGUUGGGGAGAAUUCUCUAGGUUGAGGAUGGAACACGUGCCGGUGCAUAUCUAGGUUAAAACAGGUUAGGCUAACAUAGCUGGUAGCCCUGGUCUUUUCUUGGCGAUAGGGCUGGCGUGUUUUCUGCAGGCAACGAACGGGCUGAAGUGGCGCAUCUCGUUCGUAUCAGGAUCCAAGCAGAAAAAGGAACUGUUUUAUGGCUCAGCGCGAAGGAAUCGCCAGCUGCUGGUAUUUCUGCUGCCACAGACUUAGAUGGUUGGUUGAAUGAAAAGGUGGCCCCAGAUCUGAUCUUAUCUGCCAUCUUCAACGGCAACUACUAAUCCACCCGAAUACCCAAUUUAAUCUGUAGUAAGGUUCAGUAUCUGAAAGGUUAAUUAUGGCGAUCGAAAAAUUCACCUCUGGCUUGGAUGUAAUCCUGCACCUAUCAUCGUAUUUCUGUCCCCUGUAGUUGGCAUUUUUUAAAGGAAUAUCACUGCGUGGACUGUGUGUCUGAGAGGGAGGAAGCCGUAGGUCGACUAAUCUCCACUCAGACCCGCUCAGUUGGAUGAUU
This is a messenger RNA of Blastomyces gilchristii SLH14081, 4825 nucleotides long. RefSeq lists its product as uncharacterized. The coding region runs from base 184 to 741 and encodes 185 amino acids. The transcript has 4 exons. Gene Ontology annotation, biological process: vacuolar transport. The record is from RefSeq and is a predicted model, not a curated record. Gene Ontology annotation, cellular component: endosome. NCBI's taxonomy places the organism in Eukaryota, Fungi, Ascomycota, Eurotiomycetes, Onygenales, Ajellomycetaceae.